Messenger RNA from Schistosoma turkestanicum, 1653 nucleotides. The record is from the annotation of a GenBank genome assembly. NCBI's taxonomy places the organism in Eukaryota, Metazoa, Platyhelminthes, Trematoda, Strigeidida, Schistosomatidae.
AUGACUCUCAGCUUAUGUAAACUUUGUGUUAUUUACUUGGUGAAUUCUUCAAUUGACAAUGAAAUGGAGACUUUCGUGGAACAGAAUCCAACAAGCAAAAUACUAAUCACAUUCAUCUCUGUAACUGUAGCAGUUAUCAUAUUUUUUGGAAAUCUUUUAGUGCUACUUGCAUUUGCAUUAACAAAAAAUCUUCGACGUGAAAUUGAUUUAUACAUUGCUUCACUUGCAAUGGCUGAUUUUCUCUUGUCAAUUCUAAUUCUACCAUUAGCAAUUAUACGUCAACAUGUAGGCUAUUGGCCAUUUAAUUCUAAUUUAAUCUGUCAAUAUUUUAUGUCUGGUAAUUUUCUACUUUGUUUAGCUUCAGUGCUUAGUUUAUGUUGUAUAUCUAUUGAUAGAUACAUAGCAGUUACUCGACCAUUACAGUAUAAUAGAACUCGUAAUCACUCACGACCAUUGUACAUGAUAUUGGGUGUAUGGUUGUUGGCAUUUACUUCAAUAGCUUUGCCAUAUGUUUUCGGUUAUCAACACUAUUAUACUGGAAGAGCAUGUUAUUUGAGUUAUAAUACUAGUAUCAGGCUAUACAUAGCUGUAUUCGUUUGGUUUAUACCAUUUCUGAUCAUAGGAUUUGUUCAUAUGUUGAUAUUUCCUAUUGUAAGACGUCAUUCACUGCGACAUCGACAUUUGAUCAAAGCUCAUACACUUAUCCUUCAUCAAAAUGAAUCACAACACAAUCGGCGACAAACAGUAGAGUUGUUAAUGACUUCUUUACGUAAACUUAGCAGGAAAACUUCAGUUCUUACUGAAUCUCCACUAAGUGAUCUCGAUGUAUUCACCAAUUCAUUGAUGGUUCGUUUCAAAAUACUCUGUAAAAUGUCUAUCAGUGAUAAAUUGAAUGAUAGUUUGGAAAGAUUAUUCAAACAUCGUAUAAAUCACAAUCACUCUUCACAAAUAUCCGAUCAUAUGCAUUCUAAAGCAGUAAACCAUUCAGGAAAGGAAAUUCGAUGCUUGCAUUCCAGUUUACCAUCAUCUGUUUCCCUUGAACCGAAUAUAGAUGAAAAUCUUAUACUAUCAAAUGAAAUAGAAGAAAGUAAAAACACCAAAGAACAACCCAGUCUACAAUGUAUACAGAAAUGUAACCAAAUGUAUCAGGAUAAAAGUGAGAAUGUAUUGAAAUUGCAAUACACUGACUCUACUGAUGAUAAUCUAAAUAGUUGUGGAUCAUAUUCUAUUUCUGAAAAUACUCGCCAGCUUAAAUUGAAUGGUUUUAACCUCUUUGUGGCCGCCGAUAAGACAGAGAAACAAUUUUCUCAACCAUUCAUCGACGGGAGUAAAGAAAAUAAUUUCUCUCUUCCAGAAUACAUUCAACAUCGGGCUACAUUUCGACGAGAAUUGAAUGCAUUACAAAUCAUGUUAAUAGUGACUAGUUGUUUCUUCAUUUGUUGGUUGCCUUUUCUUUUCAUACUUUUGGGAGAACUUAGUUGUCGAUGUGUGUUUCCAGAGGUUAUACAUGUAUCAAUUUCAUGGUUAUUAUAUUUAAAUAGUUGUUGUAAUCCAUUUAUCUAUGCUUUUCGUAACGAACGCUACGCUAAGGCAUUUCGACAACUUUUAGGUACAGAAAACUGUCAUCGAAAGAUAAAACUGGUCAAGAGUUAA